AUGACGAAUGAAUCCGAUCAGCCCCAGGCUCGUCGACGGCAUGCGGUCGACAAAUACGGCCCCAAAUUUGUCGAUAAGACAGGCAAACUGCAUGACCAAGCUGUCGCUAUGAAGAAGACUGCUAGCAGUGGAGAACAGAAGCCUGCAGGGGGUUUCGACAGUACGCCAAUCCCCCAUGCACCGCCAGGUUAUACGUUGAAAUUCACGUUUCAUCGCGGGAUCAAUCUUCCAUGUGCGGAUUUCGGCAGUUUCUCCUCUGAUCCAUACGUGCGGGCUCAGCUGCUUGUUGAUCUGCCACAGCGGCACAAGCAGGAUCCGAUCGUGACUUUCAGGACCCCUACGAUCCGCAAAAAUCGUGAUCCUGUAUGGGGGAGUGAGUGGAUUGUUGCCAAUGUACCCGCAUCAGGCUUCGAGCUCAAGUGCCAUGUUUACGACGAGGAUGCGAACGACCAUGACGAUAAGUUGGGAGUCGCGUACGUUGAGGUCGGGUCAAUCGACGAGAAUUGGUCUGGGUUCAAGGAGCAAACAUUCAAGGUCAAGAAGCGACUGGGUAGCAAGCGGGUCUACCUGUUUGGGAAUGUCGCCGCCUUCGCUUCGCGACGCCUCGAUCUGGGCUCGCACUUGGUCAUCAGUGUCGAGUGCUUGGGGAAAACCCCGGGGAAGGAGGGUGGACACAUGUAUACCGUCGGGCCGAACUAUUGGUUCAAACACUUUUCGCCAUUGAUCGGACGACUGACGGGAACGAAAGACGAGGUGCAAACUGCGGAUGGCAAGAAGGCCACCAGCCGCUACAAUUUUCAAGCCAUUCAAAUUCAGCUACAGGGCCCUGUGCCGGCCGAGUUGUACCAUCGUUAUGUCGAGUUCAAACCUUUUGUGGCGGGCAUGUUCACAUCACGGAGCCUUAGGGGUCGUAUACUAAACCGGGCCCUUCAUCAUCAGCAUGAGCGGAUAUACAAUUUCGAUCGAGCCACCCUCAACGGUCAAUUCCCUGGUCCGUGUACCGAGUUCACUCAAAAAUUCCUCGAAUUUUGCCACUACGCCCAGGGUGGUCGUAUUUUCACCUACGUCCUCACGCUCGACGGGCAGUUCCGCUUUACCGAGACAGGAAAGGAGUUUGGUAUUGAUUUGUUGAGCAAACACACUAUGCACAGUAAUGUGUCCAUCUACAUUGCCUAUUCUGGCGAGUUCUUUGUGCGCCGACUGAAGCACCGGCACUGUCACGACGCAUCAGAGACCGAGAUUCCCGUCGAAGAGCCGCCGGCAGAGACCGCUACGGAAAUCUCAACGGACCCGAGAGAGUAUGAGCUUUUCAUUGAUAAUGACAGCGGAACAUAUCGUCCGAACGCCAAAUAUCUUUAUCUGCUGAAGGAAUUCUUCUCAAAGAACUUUGUCGGCCUGCGUGUGACCACCUUGGAUUGCCAGGAAGACGCAGAGCGAAUGGGAGAGCUGAAGAAUGAGCAAAGGGAAUUCAAAAAGAAAGAAGCAGGCCAAAUGACCUUCCUCCAACAAAGCAGCACCUCGUCGUUUUCCAUCUCGAGUUCAGACGAAGAUGAGCUUAACGAACGGAGCGGCACCGCGUCCAAGAAACGAGGCGAUUUCUCCCGGAAAGUACACGAUAUGCGUGACGUCAAAGGGCAGGUCAUGAAAUGGGCGCAAGGAGAUGAGCAUUAUGUUGAAGCAGGCAAUCACCAUGGCUACCAUCCCAAUACGUCCGUGGAGAACCCCAGUUCCUCACAUGGCGCAACCGGGCGUAAUCCAUAG
Messenger RNA from Aspergillus clavatus NRRL 1, 1761 nucleotides. Its product is annotated as C2 domain protein. Gene Ontology annotation, biological process: positive regulation of gene expression. The transcript has 2 exons. Lineage: Eukaryota; Fungi; Ascomycota; Eurotiomycetes; Eurotiales; Aspergillaceae. The coding region runs from base 1 to 1761 and encodes 586 amino acids. The record is from RefSeq and is a predicted model, not a curated record.